Molecule: messenger RNA, 405 nt
Organism: Dentiscutata erythropus
Lineage: Eukaryota; Fungi; Glomeromycota; Glomeromycetes; Diversisporales; Gigasporaceae
Source: the annotation of a GenBank genome assembly
AUGCCAAUUCCUCCAGAAAAUACAUCGAAUAUUGAAGAUACUUUAAAUCAGUUAAUACAUAAAGAAAGAUUAUAUAAUAUUACAGAACUAGAAGAUGAAUUAUGCCAAAAUUUACCUUUAUUAAAUGAGAAUCAAUACACAAUAUUUAAUGCUGUUAUACGAGCAAUUGAAUAUUUCCUUCAACAAAUAGGAGAUGAAAAGUAUCCAGUCAUCGCAAGUACCAAAAAUAAAAUAGAACUUCCUUUAGAUAUAGUCAUAAGUAGUGAAAGACUAUUAGAUCUUAUUAAUUUUACCUAUCCGAAUUUUACCCAAAAUUCUACUGAUAUGAAUUAUCUAAUUGAAAGAGCUAUAUUAACUCCAAAAAAUGACAAUGCAACUACAAUUUCCGAUCUCAUAAUAGAUUAA